AUGGCACCCGUUUCUCACAUCCAGGCCGCACCGGUCCUCUGUGCCGUAGCCCAAUCUGCGGCAAUUCGUCGUGCCCUGUCUGCUGCCGGUCCCCUUCUCGUCCACCGCGCUGCGGAACAUCUCCGGACCCACCAAUUGUCUGCUCGCGGCUUGACAGUGUCCAACACGCAGAAAGUCACGCUGGGCGUCAUCGCUGCCUAUAUCGUAGCUAUCGCCCUGCUGUGGAAUAUACCCUAUAUACGCUACAUAUUGUGGCCCUUCAAGAUGCUCGUCAUUGCAUUCCACGAGUUCGGCCACGCAAUUAUGGCGGUCCUGACGGGCGGCCAUGUCAUUUCCAUCUCGCUCGACCCGCGCGAAGGCGGUGUCACACAUAUGAAGGGUGGCAAGGCGGCGCUCACGCUGCCGGCGGGCUACUUGGGAUCCUCUCUGAUCGGCGCUCUGCUGACCUUCUGCGGCUUCGACAUCGUGGCAAGUAAGGUGGCCAGCAUCGUGCUGGGCGUGUGCUUUCUCCUUACCUUGUGGUGGGGCAAGCGUGACUGGUUGACCAUCGGCACCAUUCUGCUCGCUGUCGGACUACUUGUUGCUUUCUGGUUCAUCAAGCACGCCGAACCGCUGCGGUUCUUUGUCCUCUUCAUCGGCGUCAUGUCGUCGUUGUAUAGCGUCUGGGAUAUCUGCGACGACCUCAUCCUCCGCAAAGUCAACGAAUCCGAUGCCAGCGUGUUCUCUAAACGAUACGGCGGUUCGUCGCAGUGCUGGGGUGUCGUCUGGUCCAUCGUUUCGAUUCUUUUCAUGGUGUGCGGCAUCAUAGCCGGCAUCGCCGCAUUCCCCGAGUCGUUUUCCGAGCAGGAGAAGGACUCUGAGAAGUUUAUCCCGACACGGUAG
This is a messenger RNA of Grosmannia clavigera kw1407, 882 nucleotides long. RefSeq lists its product as uncharacterized. Gene Ontology annotation, biological process: proteolysis. The transcript is spliced from 3 exons. The record is from RefSeq and is a predicted model, not a curated record. Lineage: Eukaryota; Fungi; Ascomycota; Sordariomycetes; Ophiostomatales; Ophiostomataceae. Gene Ontology annotation, molecular function: ATP-dependent peptidase activity; metalloendopeptidase activity; ATP binding. The coding region runs from base 1 to 882 and encodes 293 amino acids.